Molecule: messenger RNA, 990 nt
Organism: Orcinus orca (killer whale)
Lineage: Eukaryota; Metazoa; Chordata; Mammalia; Artiodactyla; Delphinidae
Gene: ANG
Product: angiogenin
Exons: 4
Coding region: 233-832 (199 amino acids)
Biological process (GO): defense response to Gram-positive bacterium; innate immune response; antimicrobial humoral immune response mediated by antimicrobial peptide
Molecular function (GO): RNA nuclease activity; nucleic acid binding
Source: RefSeq, a predicted model, not a curated record
CAUCGUCCUCAAGAAGCGGGUGAGAAGCAAACACGUCUCUUUCCACCGUUUUGCCUGUUUCUGCAGACUUGUUCUGAGGCCGAGGCAGCCUGUCUUCAGUUGACACCUAAAAUACAGGGAGACUGAAAACUUGGAGGUGGGUGGAUGACAAUAGAAGGCUGAGGAUUUUUAAGAAGAUAACAGUGUCCUAGAUCCAACAUCAGUGAAGGCAACGAAUCCACUUUGUGAGUGGAUGCAAUGUCAGUGUUGCACUGAUGGUGGAGAUAAUCAAGUUUACAACUGUGUUACAAGGAACAGAAGAUUGAGUGCGCAGUUAGUCAUUUGUGGACAGGUAAAGAAGAAAGGAAAGAGAAGCCCAGGACAUAUGGAGCUUUUGUUGAAAGAGAUGGUGAUGUUCCUGAGCCCCCUGUUUUUCGUCUUCAUGCUGGGUCUGGGUCUGACCCCACUGACCCUGGCUCAGGAAGACGACAGAUACAGACACUUCCUGUCCCAGCACUAUGAUGCCCAACCAAAGGGCCGGGAUGACAGAUACUGUGAAAGCACAAUGACGAGGCGAGACCUGACCAAUCCCUGCAAAGACGUCAACACCUUUAUUCAUGGCAGCAAGAAUGACAUCAAGGGCAUCUGUAAAGAUUCGAAUGGAGAACCUUACAAAGGCAAUCUCAGAAUAAGCAGGUCUCGCUUCCAGAUCACCACUUGCAAGCAUAAAGGAGGGUCCCCCCGGCCUCCAUGCAAGUACAGAGCCACAAGCGGGUACAGAGUCAUUGUUAUUGGCUGUGAAAAUGACUGGCCCACCCACUUUGAUGAGUCCUUUAUCACUCCAGCGCAGUAGCCUAGAGCUGGCUCUGCUCUUUUUUCCUUGCAUUUCCCCCUCUUACUGUAGCAACAUUCAUUGCUAGGAAUCCAGAAAAUGAGCUGCUGAUCUUUUUGUUUUCUGUUUUACAAUAUGCUUAAUAAAUAAAAACGUCUCUGAAAUCAGUAAAAAUCAAA